Messenger RNA from Thamnophis sirtalis, 3638 nucleotides. The record is from RefSeq and is a predicted model, not a curated record. Lineage: Eukaryota; Metazoa; Chordata; Lepidosauria; Squamata; Natricidae.
UGUCAUAUCAGAAGAGCUCUUGUAGCUAGCAGUGGGAGGUGCCAGAUAAUCCCGUGUUGAUGCUGUUGCUUGCAUUUGCUCUAGAAGCCGCAUUUGGCAGAUGAUAAGAGUAGUUAUAGCUGACACUACAGGAGCUGAGUGAGCCUUUUAGAAAGAACAUCUGGAAAAGAGGAAUUCACCUACACCUUGCUGGAUCUAGGCAAGAUGCGUGAAAUUGUGCAUCUCCAGAUUGGUCAGUGCGGGAAUCAGAUCGGUUCAAAGCUCAUAAGUACGUUCCUCGUGCAAUCCUGGUGGACUUGGAGCCUGGAACAAUGGACAGUGUGCGUUCGAGCAAAAUAGGUCCCCUCUUCCGGCCUGAUAACUACGUUCACGGAAAUUCAGGUGCUGGUAAUAAUUGGGCAAAGGGUCAUUAUACCGAAGGGGCCGAAUUGAUUGAAAAUGUGAUGGACAUCGUGAGGAAUGAAUCUGAAGGCUGUGACUGCCUCCAGGGCUUCCAGCUUGUCCAUUCUCUCGGAGGUGGGACAGGCUCUGGAAUGGGCACACUUCUGAUUAACAAGAUCAGAGAAGAAUAUCCCGAUAGGAUGAUGAAGACUUUCAGCGUAGUGCCUUCACCCAAAGUUUCGGACACUGUUGUUGAACCGUACAAUGCCAUCUUAUCGAUCCACCAGCUGAUAGAGAACACAGAUGCAACCUUCUGCAUUGACAAUGAAGCUCUGUAUGACAUCUGCUUCAGAACACUGAAGCUCCCCUCACCCACCUAUGGAGAUCUAAAUCACUUGGUGUCCCUCACCAUGAGUGGAGUCACGACCUCACUUCGCUUCCCUGGCCAACUCAAUGCAGAUUUGAGAAAGUUGGCAGUCAACAUGGUGCCUUUCCCCAGACUUCACUUCUUUAUGCCAGGUUUUGCUCCACUAACAGCUCGGGGCAGUCAACAAUACCGAGCUUUGUCAGUUCCAGAACUUACACAACAGAUGUUCGAUGCUCGGAAUAUGAUGGUAGCUUGUGACCCACAUUACGGGCGGUAUUUGACGGUGGCCUGCAUCUUCAGAGGCCACAUGUCUAUGAAGGAAGUGGAUGAACAGCUGUUGGCUGUGCAGACUAAAAACAGCAGUCAAUUUGUGGAAUGGAUCCCCAACAACGUUAAAGUGGCUGUUUGCGACAUUCCUCCUCGUGGGCUAAAAAUGUCUGCCACCUUCAUAGGCAAUAACACGGCCAUUCAGCAGCUCUUCAAUCGCCUCUCUGAUCAAUUCUCAGCCAUGUUCAAAAGAAAAGCAUUUCUCCACUGGUACACGGGUGAAGGGAUGGAUGAAAUGGAAUUUUCUGAGGCAGAAGGCAACACCAAUGACUUGGUUUCUGAAUACCAGCAGUAUCAGGAUGCGAAAGCUGAUACAGAAGAAUAUGAGGAAGUGGAGGAGGAAGUCAGGGAAGAAGAAAAAGAAACAGCUUAAAUGGAAUGGCAAUGACUGACCUUUGGUCUUUAAAAAUAACAACACUUUAUUAAUAUAAUAUGCCGAUUGUUACCACUUAAGGUUGCCAGACUCUCUCUAAAAAGGAAUGGAAAUCAAAUGCAGGAACAACAAUGGCUAUAUAUUAAGCCAAGUUCUAACUAACUUUUUUUAAUUUAAAUGCAUUGCAGCACUAACCCAAUGGCUUAGUGUUUAAGAGCUUCGCCUUAGGCAAUAAUUAGGUACCACUUUGGGAGGAAGGUAAGUGUGACAUCAUGCUGGCCACCUGACCAUGGAAAUGUCUUUGGCUCAAUGGCCUUGAAACGGAGAUGAACAUCGCCCCCCAAUAGUUGGCAAUGAAUAGCAGAGUAAAAUCCGCAGUGACUCCUUUAUUUUUUAAUCUUUUUUAAUGUAACAUUACAGGUAGUUCUCAACUUACAACUAUUAAUUUAGUGACUAAAGUUAUGGCAGCAUUAAAAAAAUGACUUAUGACUGGUUCUCACACUUAUGAUUAGUUAUCGUUCCCUGCACUCAUGUGAUCAAUGGUGGAUUCACUUAUCAACCAUGGUGAUUUGCUUAAUGGCAGCAAAAAGGUUGUAAAAUUUUGAGUACAACUCACCAACUAUCUCAUUUAUGGAAGUUCAAAUGGCAACUGUGGUUGUAAAUGCAGACUAUCUGCAUGUAUUAUGUGAAUACUUUUUGUGUUUUGAAUGUACUGUAAGUUAUAGUUCAUUGUAACUAACUCCAAAAUAUCAACAUGGCAUUAAGAUGACUACCUAACACUACCAAUGUCAUUGCUAAGAGCUUCAGUGGGGAGAGCAGGGCCAGUGUUGAUACUUUAAAUUACCUAUUUUAUACUAAUUCAUUAAAUCAAAUUUGCUUUAAGAAUUCAGUCAUAGUUAAAAGAUUAAAUACAGCCAUUUAGAAGAAUAAAUACAUUCUGGAAAAGAGAAGUACUACUGAAUGUAUCAGAACAUAUUCUAUGUAAAGUAUGCAUGUGUAUAUAUGGAAUGCUUCAUAUUACUAUAUAUGUAUAUACAUACACAUAUACACAUGUUGGUGUGUACUAUGUAUUUAUCGGUAAAAAAUGAGUUUUUAGUGGUUUGAGCAAAAGCCCUGAAAUGAUAAUAUGUAUAUAUUUUCCUUAUAAAAAUAUAUUUACAAGAUUAUUAGCUAUAUUUGUAUAUAGGAGAACCAAUAAAAAGGCUAGAAAAUUUGAACUCUAGUUCCACUUUAGGCAUAAAAGCUGGCUGGGUGACUUUGAGCUAGUCGCUUUAUCUUAUCCCAACCCACUUCACAGGAUUGUUGUUGCUAUGGGGAAAAUAGGAAGAAGGAGUGUAUGUUCACCGCAUUGAGUUACAUAAAAGUAACAAAAUAGGAUAAAAGAAAUCAAAACAAAAUUUCAUUUUUAGGACAGGAAAUAUAUUAUAUAAUAAAUCUAUGGGCCUUUUAAGUUGUUAUAGGACUCUACUAGUUUUUUUACCAAAGAUUUUUCAAGGGAACUUUCUUGCAAUUCCUUGUAGAAAUAAGUUUGAAUUUAUCAACUUGAUGUUAAGAUGUUUUAAAUGACAUGCUGGCAGCAAACGUUGGAAAUUAACACAUCUCUAAAUGUACCAAUUAUGGUAAGCUAGAGACUCAAGAAAUUAUAGAAACGAAAACCUGGAGACUAGAUCAUAGAGGUCAUCUGGUUUCGAUAUUUUUCCCGUGUAGCAUCCAAUAAUUACUUCAAACCAGGGUUGUCAAACUCCCGGCCCGGGAACCAGAUGCAUCACACACUGGCCACACCCGGGGAAAAAAGCCCUGACACGUUACAUGAUGCCUCCAUGAUGUGAGUUUGACCCCCCAGCUUUCAACAAUAGCAUUAUAUAAAACAUUGCACUAAACCAGCUCCCCCCUACCAGACAACUCAGAUGCUGCCAGCUACAGUAAUAAUAUACAUUUCUUUUUAUCUUGCACGUUUGCUGAUUGUGUGUUGUGCAGAUUUCUGUUGAAUGUUUAUACAAAAUAUGAGUAUCUCCAUAAACAUACAAAAUAUUUAUUUUCCUAUAGUAUAAAACUGAUUUUGCUAGCAAAAAAAUGGAGAAAUACUUCUCUUAGCUGCCAUUUAUUUUACUCGCAUCAUUUUGGUUUUAUUUAAGCCACUGUUGCAAUGCAAGUAUUAUACACAAUCCAAUAAAAUGAUAUUAAACAGAA